Molecule: messenger RNA, 5294 nt
Organism: Hippoglossus stenolepis (Pacific halibut)
Lineage: Eukaryota; Metazoa; Chordata; Actinopteri; Pleuronectiformes; Pleuronectidae
Product: carbohydrate sulfotransferase 8
Exons: 4
Coding region: 680-1990 (436 amino acids)
Biological process (GO): carbohydrate biosynthetic process; proteoglycan biosynthetic process
Cellular component (GO): membrane
Molecular function (GO): sulfotransferase activity
Source: RefSeq, a predicted model, not a curated record
GACACUCCUCCUCCUCCUCCUGCUCCGCGCCCGUAGCCAGUGGAUGCGCGGGAUGAGCUCCACAGCUCCGUCCCUAUCAGCAGCAGCAGCAGCAGCAGCAGCAGCAGCAGCAGCGGCUCCGCCUUGGAGACAAAGGGAAAGCACCGCGAAUCAAAGUGUGCGGGAGAAGCCCGUUUUUUCCCGAGACAACCCCACAGUGCAGCCGCGCUCGCCCGGAGGAGGCAGACAGACGUGCGCCCUGUCCCUGGAGACUCCUCUGGACUGCGCAAAGAUGUGAGAGUAAAAGCGCGAGCGGCAUCGUGAUUGGCCACACUCUCUCUCUCUUUCUCUCUCUCUCUCUCUCUCUGAAAGCACCGGGCAACCGAGUCAUGCUUCCUCCAGCCACAGCAUCAUCCUCUGCGAGGCGGCAUCAAACUUGAAGGAGCUGCGUUCGCAGUGUGCACUGUGGAUGCGUUCACAGCGUCGACCGUAAACUUGCAUCAUUCAUCCUCUCCUCCCUCCUCCUCCUCCUCCUCCUCUUCCUCAAAGAGGCGGCGGUGCUGACACACAGGGACUUGGCUGAUCAACUAGUGAAGAGGAGGAAGACGCUCUCACUUCUCACCCCUGCUCCACAGCUCCAUGGUAUAGGAGAGCUCCACCUAUAAGAACUUAUUACAUUAGCGUCUGACUGUGCCGCAUCAUGCUGUGGAUGAAGUGGAAGAUGGUGGUGGACUCCCUGCGUGGACGGAGAAGGAGGCUGCCCUGUUUCCUCUGGUUCCUCCUGCUGUUCGCUGUUGGAGGUCUGGUUCUCUUCAUCCACCAGCAGGAUCUGUCGGAGAUGGUCCAGCAACAACUCCCAGGCAUGAUGCUUGGAAGCACUCCACGGCAGUCCAGAGAGACUCUUUCUACUCAGGACAGAGAAGGAAGUAAAUCUGACAACCAUCAAGCAACAGAAGGCAUCUUGUCCAGCCUGGUUCCUCCAAUGCAGUUCCCACACUUUGAGAGUAGCCGACAGACAGCAACCCCUGGGUCUCCAGAACAGGACAUAGACCCCCAUCAUGUCUCCAAAAGACAGCGCAAGCUGCUGAAAACAAGUCCCCAGAUCAGUCACACCACCAAUAAUGUUUCCUCAUCCUUGACUUCUUCCUCCUCAGGCGUUCUUUGCCCUGAGACCUGGAUAAAGCUUCUCAAACAAUUGGAGGAUCGCAAGAAACUGAUGAAGGAAAUAUGUGCUAAGUACAAAAGCAGCAUCUCCAGGACCAUCACACGGCAUCAUGUGAAAUACCUCUUUGUGGUGGACAAGUACAAGUUGUUGUACUGCCAGGUGCCCAAGGCGGGCUGUUCCAACUGGAAGAGGACUCUGAUGGUGCUGGCAGGCCAGGCCUACAACACUCAGAGUAUUAAACAUGAUACAGUCCACUAUGACCACCGCCUCAAGAAGCUCGACAGCUUUGACCAAAAGGGUAUCAUGCACCGACUGAAAACAUAUACCAAAGUCAUGUUUGUCCGAGAACCCUUGGAGAGGAUGGUGUCAGCUUAUAGGGACAAGUUUGGAAAUCCAAACAACUACUACCACUCACUGUUUGGGAAACCCAUCAUCUCCAAGUACAGGGCCAACGCGUCCUUGGAAGCACUAAGGACGGGCAAUGGGGUCACAUUUAAGGAGUUUGUCCAGUACCUGCUGGAUGUCCACAGGCCCGUGGGAAUGGACAUCCACUGGGAGCAGGCCAACCAGCUCUGCAACCCUUGUCUCAUAGACUACGACUUCAUCGGAAAGUUUGAGACCAUGUAUGAGGAGUCCGACUUUUUCCUGCGAUUGAUCGGGGCACCACAGAACCUCACUCUGCCUAGUUUUAAAGACAGGAACCCAACCGAGACGAGGACCUCUACGCAGGUCACACAGAGUUACUUCUCAGAGGUCAGUAUGAUGGAGAGACAGCGAGUCUAUGACUUCUACUACAUGGACUACUUGAUGUUUAACUACUCCAAGCCUUUUAAAGAUUUAUAUUGACUGACUUCCUAUAAAGACUCUUGAAACACAGUUACAUUCCACCAUGUCUACAUCUCUACCAUCUAGCUCUACAUGGAGGAAUCUCUAUCCGUCUUUCAAUUUUUUCCACAUCUGCUCGUCCAAUCAACUUCAAACUUUGGGGGGGUGUUCCUCAGGAUCCAAGGAAGGGCAGUCUGUGCCAUGAAGAGUUUUUUGGAUGAGUGGUUUUCGAGCAAAUUGACAAAGAUUCCUCCUAUUCUUUCUCUUUUAAAUCGAGACACAACCCGUUGAUGAUGUCAGGGAUGACAUCGCCAACGGUCACGUUUUAGCUUGACGGGCAGCGCACAAUGAUGGUUAUGAAGUUCGAUCACACAAUGACAUGGAUCUUUGCACCUGACAAGAGAGAUCAGAAAAAACAACCAUGUAAAAUCUGCUGUUUAUCCUCAUUUAAAAAGAUUAUAUGACAAAGGUUAUGUUCAUGUGACGUAUUAAACCCACAAAAUUGUGCUGAAAUACAAGGUAUUUAUUCACUAGGUGUGGUGAGAUAUAAUUUGAAAUUAUAAAUGUUAUGUUUCAAAAAAAGUUUCUUGUUGUUUUGCAGGCUGUAAAUUAUGCCUCUCUGUGAGUCAAAUAGAAAUUGCAAAUUAAAUUAAAUUGUAUUUUAUUUGUAUAGCGCAACACUGCAUACAUUAUCUCAAGGCACUUUACAUUGUAAGGGUCGAAACCUUACGAAGGUGCCAGACAUUUUCCCAUCACAUUCCUAAAUUUAUACAUGAUUUCAUUAUAUAGUAUUUUAUGUGAGCCCCUAUACCAUAAGAGUAGCCACACCCCAACAUGUCAGAUUAUGCUUUCAUUAGUUUUUGACCUCAGAUGAGGCUCAUGUAUUGAUGGACACCCCCAAUCACCCUCAACCACCAUGUACAUGCAAACAGUUUUUCUUUUAUUUUGAAAUAUUUGCACUUACAAUUUGACUUACAGUAAGUUGGCCAUCAGCAUACCUCUAUGUAUCGAUACCUGAUAAUACAGAUAUUUCUUGUAAAUGGUUUUACUAAACGUAAAGUGUAACAGAAAUGAAAACACUUUAAAAGAGUAAAGAGUAUAAAUCUUGAAAAUGUGUACAGUGCUGCCCACUGGGAAGCUUUGUGCACUUAAUGUAGCAUUUUUGUACUUCUAACUUUGUCGGUUAGGUUUGUGCUUUAGUCUAACACAUUCACUGCUGUAAGACCUCCCCAGCCCCAUCACUACUAGUAUUUACAUGGGUUGUCAUAUGCAGGACAGCCAGGUACUCACAGGGUACAACGUGUUGCUGCCAAUCAUCUCUUAAUAUCUGUUAGUAGUACAGAACAAUUACUUUCUGUUGACAGCAUUGGCAACCAAAAAUGAAAGAACGCAAAAACAGGGGUUUAUAUUUGGUGUGAAAUAUAAACUAGUGAAAUAAUAAUAAAGAGAGUGGCCAAACUUCUCCAUGGUUCAUACCACACACUCUCCAGACAGCUCUGACUUACAGAGCUCACACUCACUCCCUCUGUACGUAUCACAUCUCUUCUACUUCACUAUAAAGGCUUUUUUCUGACACUACUGUGUACAAUUGUAUAAUGGGCAUUCAGAUGACUGUAUAUUUUUCUAUGUAUUUCUAAAAUAUACAUAUAUAUAUAUGAAUAUAUAUUCAGUGCUUCUUGGUGAAGGUCUGUUUAUUUCCUUUUUGAUGUCACUGUUCUUUCAAUAAUACCACUAUAGAGUGUUGUGUAACUGAAGAGUUUCUUUCCAAAAUAAAAUAUCCACUACCUAAAAACCUGCACAUCCCAAGAACAUAAAUGACUGAAUACAAUAAGUGGUACCAUUAAAACUGCAGAAGAUUAUUAAACCUGAUGGAUUAUAGUUACCACUGGUUGCUCUGGAGGUAGCCAACCUUUUCUUUUUAAUGAAAAUGGAUAUAUAUAAUUUUGGAAAGUAGCUCUUUCAUUACUUAUCCCUGAACUGUUUGGUAUCUCAAUAGAAUAGAAGACCCUGUACAGAUGAGCUGCAUUCCACCUAGUUACUCAUCCUGGCUAACGACAUCGUUGCCAAUAGCAACACCACUAUGUGCGUCUGUAUGUGUGUGUGUGUGUGUGUGUGUGAGUAUGUGCAAUACUGAAUACGCUGUUUAGAUGCUUUACAAUCUUUUUUCCCACAUUUUUUGGAAGCAUACAGUAUAUAUGUAUAUAUAUAUACACUUUGCAGGUAUGGUAUCCUGUGUCUAAUGUUGCUAAACUGGUAUAUUCCCAACACACCACCCACCUGUGAACUACUUUCUCAAGCUCUGACUGUAGCAGGUCAGACCACACUGUGAUCACACACAAUGUGCACUGCAAACUGCAAAAAGACUGGCAAUUCGUAUAGGUCCUAAGCCUUCAAACUAAAAUAUUGUUAAAUUUGGCAUCUUUACAUCUCUUUAUGUAGGGAUGUAUGUAAGAUACUUUUACAGCUGAUUUAAUAUGAAGAAAGAAGAAUCUGAACUAAAUAUGUACUGUAUAGUACAAUAUACUGAAUGCAGGCUUUAGCCUAGGUGUCUCCAAAUAAAGGAUGAGUUUGAAUCUUCUUAAUUAAAUGUGAUGCCAAAAGAAUGAAUUGAAAUACCAUGAAUGCAAAAAUAAUCAGAUAAAACGGCUACAAUAAACUGGAUACAGAUAUUAUAGAUAUUAUUACAAUGUAAAGAUGACUUCAAUCUGCUGGGAUGCUGGGAACAACCUACAGUAUGGCUGGUCUCCAAUAAAGUAGUCACUACACUUCACCACUCACUCAAAAUGUGUUUUAUGUAACAAAAUACUUUAUAGAGUGGUUUUGUUUGCCUAUGAGUAAAGGGAAAUUUAUAUCAUUUAAAUCUAUACAUGCUAUAAUCAACUUUUGAAGACCUCUAAGAAUUCUGGUGGUAUAGCCCUUUUAUGGUGAUGGAUAUUGUAUGAACUUUGUCAGUAUAGUGCGUUGGCUUUUGCAAUCCCAAAAUAGUUUCGGUUGUGGUCAGAUUAUAGCUAAUAUUACUGGCCAAAACAGCUUAUGCAUUAUGAUGAGUAUUGCUCCUGCAAACACGACGUAAUUCGCUGCCCCUCAGCUAAUAAAGCUUUCUUGGUAUGUGGGUGUAUGGACAGAUUUAUCAAAAGCAUAAUUACUGUAACAAGUGAAUGUAUAACUGUUUAUCAUUGGUGCAAAAGUGUAUAAAACAUGAUCUUAAGCCCUUUGCCUUAUUUUACACUGCCAAUCAAAUGGUGUAUUUCAGGAAGACAUUCUUCAGGUGGUUAUUGUUUCUGGCUGAUGAGUGUCUACUAAUAAACUGUCUUUAGCAUUUUCA